Molecule: messenger RNA, 2481 nt
Organism: Aspergillus nidulans FGSC A4
Lineage: Eukaryota; Fungi; Ascomycota; Eurotiomycetes; Eurotiales; Aspergillaceae
Product: CCR4-NOT core ubiquitin-protein ligase subunit MOT2
Exons: 5
Coding region: 35-2443 (802 amino acids)
Cellular component (GO): CCR4-NOT complex
Molecular function (GO): ubiquitin-protein transferase activity; nucleic acid binding; RNA binding
Source: RefSeq, a predicted model, not a curated record
AUGUCAAGUCGCCAGCAGAUCGAUUCCGUCAUUGAUGAUGACGAUGAGUUCUGCCCCCUCUGCAUCGAAGAGUUCGACUUGUCGGAUAAGAAUUUCAAACCAUGCCCCUGCGGAUAUCAGAUUUGUCAAUUCUGUUACAAUAAUAUCAAGACUCAAAACGAGGAAGGUCGAUGCCCAAAUUGUCGACGAGUUUAUGAUGAAAGCACUAUUCAAUACAAAGUGCCCGACGCAGAUGAGUAUGUUCAAAGCAGACCUUGCAUUAAAACACCGCAAAGCGGCUGCCGCGAAGAAGAAGGAAGCAGAGAAGCGGGAAAUUGAAGCCUCGAGUCGAAAAAACCUUGCCGGCGUCCGUGUUGUGCAGAAGAACCUCGUCUACGUGAUUGGUCUCAACCCUACAAUACGCGACGAAAGCCAACUGCUUCAAACUCUGCGCGGAAAAGAUUACUUCGGCCAGUAUGGGGAAAUUGAGAAGAUCGUCGUCAGUAAGGCUAAGCCUGGCGGUAACCCGAACCAAGGUAUAGGCGUCUACGUUACGUAUGCUAAGAAGAGCGAUGCUGCGACCUGCAUUGCUGCGGUGGAUGGUUCAGGGAACGGUGACAGGAUUCUAAGGGCGCAAUAUGGAACCACUAAAUAUUGCUCGUCCUUCCUGCGCAAUGAGCAAUGUCAUAAUAGGAACUGCACAUUUUUGCACGAAACAGGCGAAGACAGCGAUAGCUACAGUCGCCAAGAUCUUUCGUCAAUGAAUUCACUCCCGAGUCAACAACGGCCGAACGGUACCGCCGGCCCAAGCUCUGCCACCCCUCCGUACAUUGCACGGUCUUCGGCACAACCAAUCUCGCAAACAUUACGACGACAACCAAGCAAAGACGACGCUGGUGGGACUGCGCUUCCAUCAUCUGCUAGUUGGGCAAACAAAGAUUCGGCGAUCAAUCGAACACGACGUGCCAGCCUGACAGGUAGCCAAGCUUCUCAAAGCCCACGAUCCGCUCUCGCGACAGUUGCCACGCCCUCGGACGAUACUAAGCGCGUUGAAAAACAACAAACGCAACAAGAUCGUCCUCAGACUACUCAGACUCCCUCACCGGAGGCGCCAUCAUCAAGUCCUCCCCGGCCACCGUCGGCACAGACCCCCGCCGAUAAAGGCACGCCGCUUUUAGAUAACCUGUUGAAAGCUGUCAAUUCUCCGUGCUUCAAAUUUAUUUUCUCCGCGGCUGGUCUCCCACCAGACGAACUUGCUCUCAUCGAUAAUCAUCCGUCGCUCAUCGACCCAUACGGUGGCGUAAAACGUCGCGCUAUGCGUGAGAAGGCUGAGCAGGAACGCACCAAGCGAGAACAGGAACUUCUACAGUCUGUACCGGCCGCUACUGCCGAAGAUGAGGGUCGUGAGAGUGGCAGUCUCCAGCUCGGUGGUGAACCAGACGAUACUAAUCCUCCGCGAGGUCGUGCGGGUCGCGAGUCUCAUGGUGCUAUUCAGCCCCCAUCACAACAAGGCACAACUACAAGUUCAGCUGUUGGCUCUCCCGUGUCCGCUGCUAGCCAUCACUUCCAGGGCAUCAACCUAAGUAACCGCAGUUUGACACCAUUGCAACAGCAGCAACUUAUGCUUCUCAAGUCCGCUGGUAAUCAACAGGCAGGCCUUGUCGAUCCCAUGCAGUCAGGGGUCGGUUCUAAUGCGUUGGAUCAUGCCGCGCAAGCUCGGCAGAGCCUGCUGCAAAGCCAAGCUGCCCAGCUUAAUGCUCUCCAGCAAGCCCAGAGAGGCCAGAAUUCGCGGUUCUCAUUUGCAGACGCCAAUGCCAAGAACCUGGCCAAUACCCGGAUGCUGAACCAAGCCUCAUUGAUGCAGUCCGGUACACCUAAUCCGCUUGCCGCCCCUAGUCCACAGCAUAGUCUUGCCAGCAAUUACUACACCAGUGGCGUUCAAGGACCUCCUCCAGGCCUGAAGACAGCGGGUACUCCUCCUGUUAGUGGUGGCGGUAUGUUUGCACAAGGUCACGGUUUCACAUCAAAUGUCAAUCUGUUGGGUGGCAAACAGGAAGCCAACCCCGAGUUAAUGCGCGAGCUGCUGCGCGGCCGCAGCGGUACCAAUGCAAGUGGUUUACCGGAUCAAGAUAGUAAGCGUGAGUUAUUAUUUCCUUCCCUCCUCCAGCACCAAACUCCCCCUCCCCUGACUCCUGUCAAUGGCCUUCUCAGCUCUGUCUAUGGCGCUCAGGCGGGGAAUACCUCCGACUCUGGGUCACAGAAGCAGAGGAAGAAGGGGAAGAAGCAAAGAAAUGCUAACACUUCCUCUGCUGGAGGCGGUGUAGUACAUCUUGCAGACCCGAGUAUCCUGCAGGCGAGGAUGCACCAGGUCGGUGCGAAUGCUGUUGCUGGUCAAGGACUGUAUGGGAGUCAGGGUCAAGGUGGGUACGCCAUGAUGUAUGGCAGCGGUUUCAACCGUUGGUGAUUGUUGUUUCCCUCUGCACCUCCUUGGAUCACAUCUUC